This is a messenger RNA of Alternaria atra, 1491 nucleotides long. RefSeq lists its product as uncharacterized. Gene Ontology annotation, biological process: transmembrane transport; tripeptide transport; allantoate transport. NCBI's taxonomy places the organism in Eukaryota, Fungi, Ascomycota, Dothideomycetes, Pleosporales, Pleosporaceae. Gene Ontology annotation, cellular component: plasma membrane. The transcript is spliced from 3 exons. Gene Ontology annotation, molecular function: allantoate transmembrane transporter activity; dipeptide transmembrane transporter activity. The record is from RefSeq and is a predicted model, not a curated record. Bases 1 to 1491 code for a protein of 496 amino acids.
AUGUCUGAGUCAAUCGAAAAGCGCGGCAUCGAGAUGGUUGAGGAGGCAAGCGAGAAACCCGAUGGUGGUCUGGUUGUAACCUACCAUAUCGAUCCCAAAGAUGAGAAAGCUGUUUUGAGGAAGCUUGAUCGUGUCAUUCUUCCUCUCAUGGCUCUAGUAUACUUCUUCCAAUACCUCGACAAGCAAAGUAUCAACUAUGCUGCAGUCUUUGGCCUCGAGGAAGACCUGAAACUGUCUGGUUCGGAGUUCUCAUGGGCCAUCUCCAUCUUCUACUUUGGUCAAUUCGUGUCUGAGUACCCUGCGGCGUACUUGAUGAGUAGAUUUCCCAUCACAUUAUUCGUCGGGAUCACCGUGAUUCUUUGGGGUAUCGCAGAGAUGUGCCUGGGCGCCACCACUAACUGGACAACAAUCGCCGUCGCCCGUUUCUUCCUCGGCCUGACUGAAGGUGCAGUGGCACCGUCUUUCAUGAUCAUCACGAGUGGCUGGUACAAGCGUAGCGAGCACCCGAUCCGCAUCGCCACGUGGGUUUCUAUGUUCGGUAUAUCGCAGAUAGUCGGCGGUACUAUGAUGUACGGGAUUGGCAAUGGAAACCUCGCCUUGGCAUCCUGGAGAGUGCUUUUCCUGAUCUGUGGUGGGCUCACAGUUGCCUGCGGUGUCCUCUUCGUCAGCUUCAUGCCACGGAGCACAACGACCGCAUGGUUCCUCACCGAGCAUGAACGCGCUAUCGCCACCGAACGUCUUGCUGUCGAUCGUGCGACACGAGAUAGGUCUUCCUUUGACACCGCCCAGUUGAAGGAAGCGUUCAUCGACCCACGCACUUGGCUCUAUGCGCUCAUGGCUCUCUGCAUCACCCUACCAACUCCUAUUGUGAAGUUCUCAUCCCUCGUCAUCAAGGGGUUCGGGUUUACCUCUUUCCGCACUAUGCUGGUUGGAUUACCAUCGGGCGGAGUUUCUUUCGUAUUGGUGUGGAUUGGUGCCCUCGGACCCACCUUUUUUCCCAACUCCCGUUGGCUGGUCGGUAUCUUCGUUGCAUUGAUGCCUUUGAUGGGUACCCUACUCCUCCUCCUGUUACCAGCUAGUAACAACUGGGGCAUUGUCGUCGCCACGUGGUUUGCUGGUUCCACGGCGCCCCCACUGAGUGUUGCUGUGGGUCUCAUGGCUUCGAACGUCAAGGGAAACACCAAGAAAUCGGUAGUGAGCGCCAUCUUCUUCGUGUUUUACACUGUUGGUUGCAUCACCGGACCUCAACUAUGGCAGAAGAAGGACGCGCCCCGUUAUACUAAGGGAUGCAUCACCAGUGUAGUCGCCUGGUGUGCUUUGGUUGUUCUCUUUGUAGUCCAUUACUUUACAGCGAAAGCGAGCAACAGGAAGAGAGAUGCAGCAACGGGAGACAUCUCUGUCCACCAGGAUGGAGACUCAGAUCAAGUCGGCGUGAGUGUCGAUUCGGACCUUACGGAAUGGCAGGAUACUCUCUUCCGGUAUAGCUACUAA